Molecule: messenger RNA, 1225 nt
Organism: Lecanosticta acicola
Lineage: Eukaryota; Fungi; Ascomycota; Dothideomycetes; Mycosphaerellales; Mycosphaerellaceae
Source: the annotation of a GenBank genome assembly
AUGUCAUCUUUGCUCGCGCUGCUGUCUCAGCGUACGCCCAAUCUCCAGACCCGGAAGGGCCUCAUCCUGCUCGGUCUCCAGAACGACUUCGUCGAUGGCAAGCUACCGGUCCGGGAUACUGGCUAUCUGGAGCGACUCAUCCACUUCAUCGCAGAGUUCCGCCAGUUCGGCCAUCUCAUCUGGGUGCGGUCGGAAUUCGAGAGCACCAGACCUGUCAAUGGUCUAGACACGCAUGGUGACAAUGUAAUCGCUGGCGGAUCCUCCGGAACGGACCCUGGCGUCCCGUCUGCCGAGAAGCCUUCGCGAUCAGCGCCGUCCAAGAAAUCCAAGGUAGCUCCAGACUUCCACUCGGAAGAGUUAGAUCUCACCGCUAACGAGCCUAUCAAGUCUUCAGCAAAGUCAUCAGCCUCGUGCUCCAAGCCUGAUGAGGGAGAGGACGACGAGGAGCUUUUCCUCAGUCGUACCCCGAUCAGGGAGCCAUGCUGUGUCAAGGGCACGCGCGGAGCAGAAUAUGCGGAUCGAAUCAAGCACUUGGUCCAGGAAGGAAAGGACAUGCAGGUCGUCAAGACGCAUUACUCGGCGUUUGGCGGUACCUCGCUUCUAUUGACGCUACGCUCGAAGCUGAUCACAGAGCUGUACGUGGCAGGCAACAUGACCAACUUGUCCGUUUAUGCUACCGCCAUGGACGCUGCGCGCUACGGCAUCCGGAUUAUUCUGGUAGAGGAUUGCCUAGGAUACAGAAGGCAGGAUCGACAUAAACUGGCUAUUCGGCAGCUUUGCGACAUCAUGGAGGCCGAGGUCAUGACUAGCAAGGAUGCCAUCAGCGACCUAAGAGGUCCUUCUAAGGACGACGACUGCGGCGAGGAGAGCGAGGAAGCAAAGAAGAAAGCCUCGCAUGACGCACAAGAAGAAACCACCCAUUCGACUCGAGCUACGGGCGCAUUGGAAGUGGAUAAUGACGAUAGUGACGGUGAAGUAGAACUCCCAAUUGUACGUCCUGGCACGCUUGGCCGAGUGACCGGGUAAACUCCCAAUGGUUCAGGCAAAUGCUCACUGAGUGCAGCGUUCCAAGCACACGCCUCUAAGUAUCCGCAAUCUUCGAGCGUUGGGGCAGACCGUCGCGAGCGCGACCACAAGUACACGUCUCGAAGCUUCCAUGGACAACAAGCUGGGCGUGUCAACAAGCCACGGCUCGACACAGGCACCGCUCACGAACACAGGCUAG